AUGCGCUCCGAGACUCCUAGCUACAACAUCGUCCGUGCCUUUCAAAUUCCUCUUAGGAUUAGAUCUCAUCUACUCUUCGCCUUGGGUGAUCUCAUCCUAAUCUGGUGGCCCAACCAGCCCCAGAGGAGGGUGGCGCGCCGAAGCAUCCUCAAAACUAUCGAGGCUGCAGUACUGGACCCUUCCCCAGGCAAGACUCUUGAGGAAUGGGGUGUACAGCACCUGAGUAGUCUCACUAGCACAGCAGUUAUGUGGAGCAUAAAGGCUCAGAACAUUACAGGAACAGUCUUGAUAUACUGUUUCGGGGCUACUUAUAUCCAGGGUUUAGGACUAAUCCUAUCUACUUUAGCAUUUAAAAGUUAUCUCAUCAUAAAGCACUUUCCUUCGGGUAUUUCCAACUUUACCCCUCUUGAGCUAUUUAUCCUAGGUCGCCUAUCCCUCGCCAGUUAUCCAGACAAGUCCGUUGCGACGUAUAAGCUGGAAAAGGACUCCCUCAAAACAUUCCGUCGACAAGGUCUACUUAAUACUGCAAGACGAAAAAGCGACCCCGAACGACGGAGAUCGAGUAAAAUGGCUGGCUUAGUCGAUAGCACGAAUAACGAGGGCCAGGACAAAGGUCGGACACCGCUGGCGUGCGCAGCAGAGGCCGGCCACAUCGUGACCGUUGCGAAGCUGCUCGCAGGCUCACCCGAAUUCAAUAUCGACAUAGACGCACGCGACUACGAUGGUUGUACGCCCCUCACGAUCGCCUCCCAAAAGGGACAUACCGCUGUGGUGGAGCAGUUGCUUGCCCAUGGUGCCAACCCCAACUUCCGAGACUUCAACCAGAUCACACCACUAUGGCACGCGGCUCGGCACGGCCAUACACCAAUCGUUCAUUUGCUACUGAAUAGUAGGCAAAUAUCAGAUGUCAACUCGCGACCUAUCUGCCCCCAGGAGAACAGGUUAGAUACACCCCUAUCUAUCGCAAUCAAGAAGGGUCAUCAGGAAACGGCCGAGCUGCUAUCACGCACAGAUGGCAUUAAUCCGUGCCUAAGAACAGGACUAUCCGCUGAGACUUACUGGGACAACCUCAGUAUAUUGGGCCUUGCUAUUCGUAGCGCAUUUGAAGAUGUGGCCUUGGCUCUCUUGGAUAAGUGCAACCUCGGGCACGACAAUGAAGAUGCUGACUCCGGUGAUGAUGGCUCUUGCGUCGAGGAUUCUGACGAGAAUUUCUCUUGCGCCAGUGGCUCUGAUAUUGAUGGCUGUGAUGCUGAAAACUCUUCUUCUGAGGGUGUUGAUGGAUACGGCACUGAUGGUUCUUGCGCAGAGUAUUCCGAUGCCAAGGACUCCAAUGCUGAGGGCUCCGCUGGUAAGAACUAUGAUAAUCACAUAUUUGACAGUAACGGUACCAAGGAACCCAUGGAACCUGUAUCGAAGCUCCUGGUUCUCGCUGUGGUGGCUAGUUGCUCUCGAAUUGUCCAAGAGCUUUUGACCACGUACUGCGCCGAUGUCAACGCGACUCAUUCAUAUUACGCAGGAGAAGCGCUGAGUUGGGUUAAAGAUAGCCCACUGAUGGCAGCGUCCAGGCGGGGCGAUCUUAACACAGUCCAUUUGUUGCUAGGUCUGGACGAGAUCAGACCCGGCGUUAGUUCAGACCGUAGCGACUCGGCACUUGCCGCUGCUGCCCAGGGCGGCUUCCUUGAUGUGGACAAGACACUGGUUGCCAAUGGCAGAAUUGAGGUUGACUGUAAGAAUGAGGAAGGGCGCACCGCUCUUUCGCUUGCAGCCGAGAGUGGUUUCGAGGCUGUGGUGGCAGAACUGCUAGCGACUGGAGCAGCCGACCCGAAUAGCCAAGACAACAAGGGGCGAACGCCACUUAUCUGGGCCACAGAUCCUACAGGUGGAUAUGGUCCUGGUGGUUGGCAGCUGCGUGAGGGAGUGAUCAACAGGCUGCUCGCCAAUGACCAGACUGUUGUUAAUACUGAGGACUCAGAAGACCAGACAGCACUACUAUACGCGGCUAAAAAUGGUGCCUUAGGACUUGUCGUGGCUCUUCUCGGUCACCCUGAGAUUGAUUCGAUGGGAGGAUCCGCGAUAUGGUCGCCGUUGGGAGAAGCAGCCACAAAAGGCCACGCGGACGUGGCCCAGACACUGCUAGCUAAAGGGAGGGUUGACGUUAAUACUGUAUGUGAUCUGUUUGGAAGUACAGCACUCAUGCUUAUGGCCGGUUGCUGUGACGCCGAAGACGACGUCAGUACGGCUCAAGUGCUGCUUUCCGCUCCCGAAAUCGAUGUAGACUUCCAGGACGACCGCGGUAAGACAGCAUUAAUGGGCGCUGCAUCUAGAGGCGCAGCUGGGAUGGUCAAGCUUCUUUUGGCUUCUGGGGCCGACCCAAACAUGCAAGAUCACGAUGGCAACACGGCUAUCUCACAUGUGCGGAAAAUUGAGAUAAUGAAGGCGCUUCUCGAGGCUCCGGGGAUCAAGCCCGACCACCCCAACAACGAGGGGCGGACAGCACUCUCUCUCGCUGCAGAGGCUGCCAACAUAGAGUGUGUUAACGGCCUUCUUUCAAUCGAAGACGUCAAUCCUGACGCGCGGGAUAUAUACGGUCGAGGCCCGCUGUCGUGGGUUUUUGAGAAGAAUGGUCUCCAGUAUGGUUGGGCAAGAGAAGAGCGGAAAGAAGUAUUGCAGCAGCUGCUUAGGAUUCCCACAGUUGAUCCUAAUGCUGAGGACAAUUAUGGCAGUACGCCGCUCCUUCUAGCGAUUAUGUCUGACCAUGGCAAUGAAUAUGUCGAGGUUCUGCUGUCUCGGCCAGAUCUCGACGUGAAUCAACCCCCAAUUGAGGGCACUGACAGCCCGCUCGAUACUGCAAUGAAAAUAGGCAAUAUGGACACCGUGGCACUCUUGCGCGCCAGAGGUGCCACGGAUUCAGUUGAGUCUGUGAAACCUCGUAGUUCUGGGAAGAACUUUGUUGUUGAUGAGGGCGGUUCACCUAGUGGAAGAUAUGUGUUUGAGUACAUCCCACCACAGCAGCGACAUCGUCGGUCACUAUCUCAGGAAAGCGGAACUAGCUCCACAAGCUUUGAACCUGAUUAUGACCACCGACCUUUCGUGACACAUGGUUUUGAAGGUGUUUUACGAUGGGAACUUCUCAGGGAGCACCGCCUGCGUCUAGGCCAGCAACAGACCUACAUCGACGAGUUGGCAAAAAGUACAACAGGCAUAUGCGCGUCAUGCUCAGCUAUCGACUUAGGUUCCGUGUUUUGGACACGCCAUACAGAUUACCGAGGGCGGGUGAUCGCCGACCUAGGUAGAGUCGACGAGACUUGGAAGAAGAGGUCUUGUCCUCUGUGCCGCCUGUUUGCUACUGUAUAUCCUCGUACGAGCCUCAGGGAAGGGCACAAGCUAGUCAGCUUCUCCACGAUACAAUCUUGGCUCUGCCAUGCAGAGAAGACCCACUGGCUCGACCUUCGAUACAAACGCUUCGUCGACACUAUGUUACUUGCCGUUGUGCCUGCCAGCACAUUGGUUGCUGGCGAGGUGGAUCCAGUCCAGUCUUAUUCUUGGUGUGAAAGUCCACCAGGACGUGACAAGGAUACUGUCAAAGCCGCUUUCUCUUCUGGCGUUAUUGGCCGCCUCGGCAGUAAUGGUCCAUCUCAAGGCGCUGUGACUAUCAUGCAGCUCGGUACCGAGAUAAUUGACUGGAGUAUAGCCAGAAAUUGGAUAAAACACUGGGGGUCUCAAACUGGCGAUCCACCGCCAUAUGUAGCUUUGAGCUACGUAUGGGGCAAGUCGCAAGGUAGUCAGCAAUCGGCGAAACAGAAGCAGCAGGACAGCCUCGGCAGAAAGGGAGACGGGUCAGUGGAUCCAACUAUCGAGGACGCCAUGAGCGUGACACUAGAAUUGGGCUAUACGUAUCUAUGGGUAGAUCGAUAUUGCGUUGUGCAGGAAGGGAACGAGGCCGUUAAGCAGGAGCAGCUACGACAUAUGCAUCUUGUUUAUGCCAAUGCCGAGGUGACUCUAAUUGCAGCCGCUGGUGAGGAUUCAUCAGCUGGCUUACGCGGUGUCCCAGGACGCCCGAGAAACCGGCAACCCAGUGCCUUUAUCCAGGGCCACGCGCUGGCAAGUAUUCCUCCAGAUCCCUCCCACCACGUGGGCUCCAACUCCACCUGGGCAACUCGAGCAUGGACAUAUCAGGAGGGACUACUAGCACGGCGUCGUCUUUACUUCUCAGAACAUGAGAUGUCUUAUGAGUGUCGCAACAUGCUAUGUCGUGAGGCAAUUCGAUUGCCUCGUGGCUUUGAGCAGCGUAUAUCUGGACACAAGCCGCGUUUCAUGGAGCCCUUUUGGAUGUAUCAGCCAUACAGGCUUCCCGGGAUGGACACAUCCCAUACUGGUAUUGGUCUCUUUGACCUCUUGGCUGUUUAUAGCAAACGACAGCUUACCUUGGAAUCAGACACCCUCAAUGCCAUGCUUGGUAUCUUCAAUUUGGUUGCUCAACACAAGACAAGACCUAUUUACCAUAUCUGCGGCGUCCCCAUUCUACGCCUCGACGACCCUCGCCCUGGCACAAGAAAUUGGGGACAACGAAAGACCAAAGUAUCUGGCGACAACUGUGGUACUGAUAUAAACCCCGCUGUAAGCCUCGGUGGCUUUGUCGACGGGUUGUGCUGGCGACUUGAAGAGACUGCCCAUCGACGGCCAGGUUUUCCGAGUUGGUCAUGGACAGGAUGGCAGGGCGUGGUCACUGGCGCGGAACGGCAUAUGGAUCCCAUAAAGCAAACUUAUGGAUUCGCGAUAGAAGUAUCAAUCAUUCCUGACGGCCGAGAGCACGCGGUCGCAGUGCCGUGGAGCCGCUGCUAUAAUCAAUUGCGGAUGGUCGACAAGAGCGAUCCGGAUAUUCGAACCGGACAGAAGCAUAUACUUGAGAUCACGGCUAGCGCCGCCACAGUACGAUUUCGGAAGGGAGAGUAUGACGGACGGCCCGAUACGUGGAUCGGUAUGGUAAUUGCUGGCGAGGACGUAUGUCAGGGUGAGUUCUUCCUCACCAGCAAGGAUCUGCCUACGUCGUCGCUGCCACAGCAGCAGUGGACAGGCAUAGUAUUAGGAAAUUCGGAGGAUAUGGAAUACCUCGCCCACGAUAACGACAAGAACGGAUUCUUCCUUCACCAUACGAUUGUGCUCAUUAUCCAAGAACAGGAGCGGAAGCAGCGGCAUGGGCAGGGCCACAAGUAUUACGAGCGUAUUGGCCUUCUGACUCUUGCGUAUUGCCCCCUAAAUGGCAGUAUGUUAGAACGUCGGACCCGGCGGGUUAUGUAA
Messenger RNA from Fusarium tjaetaba, 5298 nucleotides. Its product is annotated as ankyrin repeat-containing protein. Gene Ontology annotation, molecular function: protein binding. The transcript has 9 exons. The coding region runs from base 1 to 5298 and encodes 1765 amino acids. Lineage: Eukaryota; Fungi; Ascomycota; Sordariomycetes; Hypocreales; Nectriaceae. The record is from RefSeq and is a predicted model, not a curated record.